GCCACGGGGCGCCUUGUUUUAACCGCUUUAGAAAAUAAACGUUUAUACAAAUUCGCCCUGGGUUUUGUUCUCCCCUCACCCGGGAACUUCUGGUCCUCCUCCACCCCGUCUCGUUACGGGGAAGGUUUAACACCAGUAGGAGGAGCAGCCGGAGCCGUUUUCCCUGCCGGGCCCCGCGACGGCUGCCGGCGCUGCCCGCCGUUCCUCCGAGCCCUCCGCACGGCGCACCCGGGGAGCCGAACUUCUACCCCCCGAGCCGAUCUAACAUUCACGGGCUCGCCCCGGGCAGCCCGAACUAACGCGGCUUUCCCGGACUUUCGGCCCCUCCCGGAGGCGGGCGGGAGGGAGGGAGGGAGGGAGGCGAGGCGGGCGGGGCGCUGCACGGCGCGGCGGCUCCUCCUCGCCGGCUCCGGGGUUCGUUUCGGAGCGGAGCCGGGGGGCGGAACAAAGCGGAGGAGCGGGCGGGAGGCGCAGCGAAGGCGGGCAGGGCGGCCCCGCAACAGGUUCCCCCCGCGCGUCCCGGCGGCGGCGGCAGCGCAGGCCCUACGCUUCCCAGCUCGGCGGUCUCCCGCUCCGGGCGGCGGGGCCGGCACCGGCCGCCCCCAUGCGGUUCGGCUCCAAGAUGAUGCCGAUGUUUCUGACAGUAUACCUCAGCAACAAUGAACAACACUUCACAGAGGUGCCAGUCACCCCAGAGACAACAUGCCGAGAUGUGGUGGAGCUGUGCAAGGAGCCUGGUGAAAGCGAGUGCCACCUGGCUGAAGUGUGGUGUGGCUCAGAACGUCCUAUAGCCGAUAAUGAACGGAUGCUGGAUAUUUUGCAGCGCUUUGGGAUGCAGAGGAGUGAGGUGCGUUUUUUUCUUCGACAUGAGCGCUCUCCCUGCUGGGAAUCAGGGACUGGACAGAGGUCUCAAGAUCCAUCCCUAAAAAGAAAUGGUGUGAAAGUGCCUGGUGAUCGAAGAAUGGAGAAUGGAGUCAGCGCUCCAAGGAUGGAUAUGACACUGGCUGAACUUCAGGAAAUGGCAUCACGUCAGCAGCAACAAAUUGAGGCUCAACAGCAAAUGCUGGCUAACAAGGAACAGCGUCUGAAAUUCCUCAAACAGCAAGAUCAGCGACAGCAACAGCAAGCUGCUGAGCAGGAAAAACUUAAGCGAUUAAAGGAAAUUGCUGAGAAUCAGGAAGCCAAACUUAAGAAAGUGAGAGCACUGAAAGGGCAUGUGGAGCAAAAAAGACUCAGCAAUGGAAAGUUAGUGGAGGAGAUUGAACAGAUGAACAGCCUGUUCCAGCAAAAGCAGCGUGAGCUAGUGCUGGCCGUGUCAAAGGUAGAGGAACUCACCAGGCAGCUGGAGAUGCUGAAGAACGGCCGAAUUGAUGGCUACCACGACAACCAGUCAGCUGUAGCCGAGCUCGACCGCCUGUACAAGGAGCUGCAGCUGAGGAACAAACUGAACCAGGAGCAGAAUGCCAAGCUGCAGCAACAGAGGGAGUGUUUGAACAAGCGCAACUCGGAGGUGGCAGUCAUGGAUAAGCGUGUUAAUGAGCUGCGGGAGCGCCUCUGGAAGAAAAAAGCAGCUCUGCAACAGAAAGAGAAUGUACCGGUUUCUUCAGAUGGGAACUUACCCCCAUUGGCGUCUGCUCCAAGUCGAGUGGCAGCAGUUGGUCCUUACAUCCAGUCCUCUACUAUGCCACGUAUUGCUUCCAGACCUGAACUUUUGGUGAAGCCAGCAUUUUCAGAUGGGACACAAACUUUGCAGGCACCUGAUGGUCCGCUAAAAACACAAACUCUGCCGAACAUGCGAGCCGGGAGCAGUUCACAAGCUAAAGCUCUUGCAGGUUCUGUGGUCCCCAGUUCAAAACCUUCCCUGUCUGCUUCAGACUGGAAGCUUAAUGCAGACAAUCAUGUUACUCAAGGAUCAGCCUUAACUUCAGGAAAAGGAAUUGUGGCUGGUGAAGGUCAAGCUGAAGGAGAAGCUUUCUUGCGAGACAAAGAGAAGAAAGUGCGGCCGUUUUCAAUGUUUGAUUCUGUGGAUCAGGCUGCUGGUCUGGGCACACUGCGAAAGAACCAGAGCAGCGAAGAUCUCUUGCGAGAAGCACAGACAGCCAAUAAAAAUGUAACAAAGGUACCGCCACCUGUCCCCACUAAACCAAAACAGAUAAACUUGCCUUAUUUUGGUCAAGCCAGUCAUCUGCAACUUUCUGAUACUAAGCUGGAUGGAAACGUGCAGAAGCUGCCUUUGGCUGUUGUAACUAUGGGGAACAAACAAAAACCAGUGGCACAGCAGCCCUCUCAUCCUUCCCAGCAGAUACAGCAAAGAAUUUCUGUACCACCUGUAGGUCCUUCUUCUAGCCAGGAACAAAUCCUUCCCUCCUCCAAACAGGGUCCCCCAGCAGCAGCUGUGAGACCUUUCACCCCUCAGCCAUCCAAAGAGACCUCACUGCCACCAUUUCGAAAGCCUCAAACUGUGGCUGCAAGUUCAAUUUAUAGCAUGUACACACAACAGCAGACUCCAGAGAACUUCCAGCAGGCAGUGCAAAGUGCUUUGACGAGAGCGCAGACCAGAGGACCACACUUCCCAAGUGUGUAUGGAAAGCCUGUCAUGGCAGGAGCUGGUGUGCAGAAUCAGCUGCCGCUGUCGGAGAAUGUCUACUCAACUCAAGGCAAGCCAGGCAGUCCAGAGCCCGAGAUGGAAACAACAACGUCUGCUCAUGAGAAUCAUGAAACCGAGCGAAUACCCCGUCCCCUUAGCCCAACCAAACUGCUGCCUUUCCUGUCCAAUCCGUACCGCAACCAGAGCGAUGCUGAUUUGGAAGCACUACGGAAAAAGCUCUCCAAUGCACCCAGACCGCUGAAGAAACGUAGCUCCAUUACCGAGCCAGAAGGACCUAAUGGCCCAAACAUUCAGAAGCUGUUGUAUCAGAGGACAACUCUGGCUGCUAUGGAGACUAUCUCAGCUCCAUCACAUCCCUCCAAACAGAUGUCAUCAGCUGUCAGUCCUGAAAGCCCUGUGGAAAUCCCAAACCCCUAUGCAAGUGCAGAAUCAGAGAAAGAAACGAUUUCUUCAAUGCCAGAACCAGCCAUUGCUGAGGAAGCAGAGAACACACCAGUGGACGAGAGCGAAGUUGUUCUUCCCUCCUCAGCUUUGGAGACAGUACCUGAGGGAGUUUCGGAUGUUGACGAACCCGCACAGCCCAAAAUGGAAGAACCAAGCCUGGAGGCUUCACUGCCACUGGAGGUGUACAUAGAGGAGUAUCCUCCAUACCCACCACCCCCAUAUCCAUCAGGGGAACCAGAGAGUUUGGGAGAGGACUCAUUCAAUAUGCGGCCUCCUGAAGUUACUGGACCGUUUUCCUUGCCUCCUGGGAAGAGGACGAACUUGCGUAAAACUGGCUCUGAGAGAAUCGCACAUGGAAUGAGAGUGAAGUUCAACCCCCUUGCAUUGCUUCUGGAUUCAUCUUUGGAGGGGGAGUUUGAUCUUGUGCAGAGAAUCAUUUAUGAGGUUGAAGAUCCUAGCAUGCCCAACGAUGAAGGGAUUACUGCACUGCACAACGCUGUGUGUGCUGGGCACACAGAGAUCGUGAAGUUCCUGGUGCAAUUUGGUGUGAAUGUGAAUGCUGCAGACAGUGAUGGAUGGACCCCAUUACACUGUGCAGCAUCUUGCAAUAACGUGCAGGUGUGCAAAUUCCUGGUGGAAUCGGGUGCAGCUGUAUUUGCUAUGACCUACAGUGACAUGCAGACAGCAGCAGACAAGUGUGAGGAAAUGGAGGAAGGCUACACGCAGUGCUCCCAGUUCUUAUAUGGAGUCCAGGAGAAAAUGGGAAUAAUGAACAAAGGAGUGAUUUAUGGACUGUGGGAUUAUGAGGCUCAGAAUGAUGAUGAGCUCUCAAUGAAAGAGGGAGACUGCAUGACAAUCCUGCGCCGGGAAGAUGAAGAUGAAAUUGAGUGGUGGUGGGCACGGCUGAAUGACAAGGAAGGCUAUGUUCCCCGCAACCUGCUUGGGCUGUAUCCGAGGAUUAAGCCUAGACAAAGAAGCUUGGCAUGAAAUAGUACAGAAGCCAGAUUCUUGAAGUACUAAUCAUGGAUGACUUACAAAGAAAAAAUUCAUUUUGUGUUGGCUCCAGAAUCAUGAGACUUAUUUCAAUGACAAUGUAAUUUGAAAGCUAUGAAGAAUGUGCUUUGAAAACAAAUGAAGGAUUGAUACAUUAGCAAAUGGAUGAGGGCAUUCUACAAGCUGAAAUAACGCUCUUACAAGCAAGUGAAAUUCUUCUGCCUUUGGCCUAAGCAAACCUAAUGUUCAAGAACCCACUCUGAUUUCUUCAAACAUGGCAGAAGAGAAUUUCACAUUUUUUCUGCAUUAAAUACAAGGAUCCUUUCAGUUUACUGUUGGAGGGAUCGUCAUAAGACAGACAACUAGCUUUGUCCAAAUCUAUCCUGAGGCUUUUUUCCAGAUGGGAGAAAUGAAAGUACGUGCACAGCACCCAAAUGCUUAUUGCUGGAAGCAGAACAUUUGCUACAGAAGCUAAGAUUGAAGUGCAUCUGAAUAGUGAAAGACGUGACCUAUCCAUUAAGCAAUAACUUUUAAAAUACUGUAGUAUCUUAGUAAUUCCAUGUAUUCAAAAUAUUAUAACAAUGUAGUUUUAGAUUACUCUUUUUACAGAGACUCAUGUAUUUAUUACUUUUUUUACUUUUAAAACUAAAUGUAGAAAUUUUCUGUAGUCCUUGACAACUUGUUUUUAUUUUACUGUGAUACCAUUAAACUUUUGUCUCCUCUUAAACUUUAACUCUGUGUUUGCCUGUUAAGUUUUUAUUAGACCAUCUGAAGCUGUUAACAAUGUCGUACUGCUGUUCUACAUUAUGCUAACAUCUGACUACUUUCUGUAUUAAAUAGAACCCCUCCUCUCCCAUUCAUUAAAACGGUCUUUCUGCAUUUAAAAUUAAGCCAUAGCUGAUACUUGCAUGUAACCGUUGUUAACCUUAGCUUCUAAAGGACACAUUUUAA
Cygnus olor (mute swan) is the source of this 4996-nucleotide messenger RNA. RefSeq names its product tumor protein p53 binding protein 2 (gene TP53BP2). Gene Ontology annotation, molecular function: p53 binding. The record is from RefSeq and is a predicted model, not a curated record. Gene Ontology annotation, cellular component: nucleus. Gene Ontology annotation, biological process: signal transduction; regulation of apoptotic process. Lineage: Eukaryota; Metazoa; Chordata; Aves; Anseriformes; Anatidae.